Nipponia nippon (crested ibis) is the source of this 1645-nucleotide messenger RNA. The record is from RefSeq and is a predicted model, not a curated record. Lineage: Eukaryota; Metazoa; Chordata; Aves; Pelecaniformes; Threskiornithidae.
AUGCACAGCCUGAACCGCCUGCUGAGCUACUUGUGGGAAUUAAAAUUACUGCUACAGUCCAUUGCUCUGGUUGCGCACGCUGCUGUGCCUUACCGAAUAGCUGAUACCUGCCAGCCUGCAGCGCAGCCAAGAACUCACGUCUAUGUCUUCACGACCUGGCGCUCGGGGUCGUCCUUCUUCGGGGAGCUCUUCAACCAGAACCCCGAGGUCUUCUUCCUCUACGAGCCGGUGUGGCACGUCUGGCAGAAGCUGUACCCCGGGGACGCCGUCUCGCUGCAAGGGGCGGCCCGCGACAUGCUGAGCUCCCUGUACCGCUGCGACCUCUCCGUCUUCCAGCUCUACAGCACGGCGGGCGCCGGCAAGAACCUCACCACGCUGGGCAUUUUCGGGGCGUCCACCAACAAGGUCAUCUGCUCCUCGCCCCUCUGCCCGGCCUACCGCAAGGAGGUGGUGGGCAUGGUGGAUGACCGGGUGUGCAAGAAGUGUCCUCCGCAGCGCCUCAGCCGCUUCCAGGAGGAGUGCCACAAGUAUCGCACGCUGGUCAUCAAGGGCGUCCGCGUCUUUGACCUGGCUGUCCUCGCCCCACUCAUGCGGGACCCGACCCUGGACCUCAAAGUCAUCCACCUGGUGCGGGACCCCCGGGCCGUCGCCAGCUCCCGCAUCAAGUCCCGGCACGGCCUCAUCCGGGAGAGCCUGCAGGUGGUGAGGAGCAGGGACCCCCGCAUCCAUCGCAUGCCCUUCCUUGAUGCUGGCCACAAGCUGGGUGGAAAGAAGGAGGGGGGGGGUGGCUCAGACUACCAUGCCCUGGGUGCCAUGGAGGUCAUCUGCAGCAGCAUGGCCAAGACCCUGCAGACUGCCCUGCACCCCCCUGACUGGCUGCAGGGCAACUACAUGGCUGUGCGCUACGAGGACCUGGUGGUCGAGCCCAUCAAGACCCUGCGGCAGGUGUACGGCUUCGUCAACCUGGCGGUCAGCCCAGAGAUGGAGAAGUUCGCCCUCAACAUGACCAGCGGCCCCGGCUACUCCUCCAAGCCCUUCGUGGUGUCGGCCAGGAACGCCACCCAGGCGCUGAGUGCCUGGAGGACUGCGCUCAGCUACCAGCAGAUCAAGCAGGUCGAGGAGUAUUGCCACCAGCCCAUGGCCCUGCUGGGCUACGAGAGGGUCGGCAGCCCCGAAGAGGUGAAGGACCUCAGCAGAACGUUGCUCAGGAAGCCGCGGCUGUGACGGGGCAGCGUGCGCCCGCCGACUGCCCUCGGGGGCGGCUGAGCCCGGCUGGGGAGAGGAGAUCCUCCGGCUGGCUUGAGUGAGGGAGGGAGCUGGGAAAAGCAACACGGUUUCCGAUUUCCUCCAAAGACUGCUGAAGGGUAACAUAGAGUAAUGUGAUGAUUUCUUUCUUUUUUUCAAUUUUUUCCCCCCUCUACAUUGGGUUAGAUGCGAUUUAAAAAAAAAUAAAAAUAAAGUGGAACAGAAUAUAUGUGUAAAGACCCUUUCCCCUUCUCUAAAAUGCCAGGCAGUGAUUCUGUACCAAAAUCUUGUUUAUGGAGUUCUUUUGAGUUUGAAGAUGGUAACAAAAACUCUUGCACAAUUCCUAGCACAUCUUUAUCUCCCUUGGUGCGGAGGGGAUGCCCUUGGAAAGCAGAAUGCU